Rubroshorea leprosula is the source of this 1507-nucleotide messenger RNA. NCBI's taxonomy places the organism in Eukaryota, Viridiplantae, Streptophyta, Magnoliopsida, Malvales, Dipterocarpaceae. The record is from the annotation of a GenBank genome assembly.
UAAGCAGUCUUGCUCAACUGCCUCAACAUGGACGUCCCUCUUGAAAUUAGACUUAUCCAAAAGGAGCUUGACAGAUUGAACUCCUUGGAGGAAGCCGCCAACGACCCAUCAUAUCUGACGCCAAUUUCUGUUGCAUUUGGCCCACUCCACCAUCCAAGUGAUGAUGAUGCCGAUUCAAGACUCCACAGAGCUGAGAAGUCCAAGCUACUAUUGGCGGCAAAGUUCAUCAAACACAGUGGCGUAACCAAGGAGGAUUUCUACAACAAUGUCAAGAAGAACUUAAGUAGCUUGAAGAAGUGCUAUGAGCAGAAUGAACAAGAUAAGUGGAAGGGGAAAUGGGAUGAUGAGGACUUGGCUUGGAUUUUCCUUGUGGAUGGCUGUGUGGUGUUCUAUUGGGAGAAACUGCUGAUGAGCUUGUGCACUAGGGUCCCUCGCAGGGAAUUGGAUGGUAAAGACGAGGGAGGUGAUUCUUCUCACACAGAUAAUGGAAACUGCCGACGGUUGAUGGAUUCUCUCCAACGUUUCGUUAAUAUGAAUGCCAUGAGCCUAGAGGAGCCACGACAAACAUAUAUAUUAAUUUCUGAUGAUCAUGAGUUUGAUUCUCAAAGUCGACAAGAUCAGCCGCAGCAGCCGCAGAAAGAGCCUGCUCAGCAGCAGCAGCUGCAGCAGCGGUGGCGGCAGGAAGAACCUGCUCAUCUUUUGGAACUGUUGCUCACAGAGCUGAUUGGAGUCAAAUUGAGAAAUCAGGGUGAGAAACAGGAACAGGAUGAGCAGUGUCACGGGAUUGAAUUUCGCGACAGUUAUUGCAUAGCAACUCUUAAGCUGCAUCCCAUUUUGGUGGACGACUCCACGAUUCCUAAGUUGCUGAAUCUUAUAGCAUACGAGAUGUGUCCAGAUUUCAUAAACGACUACGAGAUCACCACUCAUGGGGGACUCCUAGACUCCUUGAUCGAUAGAGAAGAGGAUGUGAAGGAACUGAGAGUUACCGCCGUGCUGCACAACGGAUUGGGAAGCGAUGCAGCAGCAGCACAGCUGUUCAACAGGAUGAGCAGCAACCUGGUGCCAAAUGUUGAGCUACAGUACUAUUCAGACCUGCAACGUUGCAUCCAAGUACACUGCAACAGUGCAUGGGCCAGCGACUUGGCUCAACUCUAUCACACCUUUUUCAGGACUCCCUGGAGCUUCUUGGUCUUCCUCGGUGCCUUGGUGGGUCUUGUUUUAACUGGUCUGCAGACUUAUAAGGAGUUCAACGAAAAUCCAGCUCCAACAUUCAUUGCACCAGGGAAAAAACAACAAGCAUGCAGAAGCUACUCUGUAGCACCACUAGGCCGGUGCAACUUGGUCAACAUGGCCACAAGUCAACAAAAAUGGCCACUAAAUUCUACAAAACUGCUAACUCCCAACUGCACUUUACUUUUCAUUUAUUGCCUUUCGUUAGAUUUUGCCUAUAAAUAGCCAUGUUCUCACCAUUGUAUGUAUCAAGUUUCAAUCAAAAUUUCAGUUUAUA